GCAGGGGUUUCAGAAGAAGGGAGCAGCAGGCUCAUCAGCGACAGAAGGUGGUGGUUGCAAAACAUUGGACAAAGCAGUGAGGUCGUUGUAGAGCCAAGGGGCUGUUUGGGGGCGUCUUCCGAUGGCUUCUUCCUUGGCCUUGAGGGCGGGCGCAAGCACAUUGUCGCUAUCACAGACCAGCUGCUCAAGCAGGACAGCGCAGAGGCAGAAUGUGGCUCCUGUCAGGGCUACACCGCUGAUGUCACAGUUCUCUGGCAGCAGCGUCGCGCCUUCCUUCGGGCAGAGCAGCUUCACAAGGAAUGAGGUGAUGGCGGAUUGCAAUGCAAAGAAGAUGGGGAUUGAGAAGGCAGCCAUGGGCAGGACUCAGAUGAUGAUCCAGGUCCAGAGCUACGUGACUGUUGCAGACAACAGCGGGGCGAAGCAGCUUAUGUGCAUCCGGGUGCUCGGGGGCUCCAACCAACGGUAUGCCGGGAUUGGGGACGUAAUCGUCGCCGUCGUUAAGGAUGCGAUGCCGAACAUGGCAUUGAAAAAGUCGGAAGUCGUUCGCGCCGUGAUCGUCCGGACGCGCCACGGAGUUCGGAGAGAGAGCGGAAUGAGGAUCCGGUUCGACGAUAACGCGGCCGUGAUCAUCAAUGCUGAGGGGAACCCGAGGGGCACCCGCGUUUUCGGGCCUGUCGCUCGGGAGCUUAGAGAAAAGAACUACCUAAAGAUUGUUUCUCUGGCUCCGGAGGUGCUCUGAGCGGGCAGAGCCAGACGGACGAACGUUUUGGUAAGGUAUGGUACCAUGGGAAAUCUUUCGUGCUCGUGGGGGGCUCUGCUAUUGACGCAUGUUCAGACAGUGCCUUCAAAAGGUAUACAGUCGAGCUGGGAUUAUAGAUUUGGGUUGGGGCCAUCCAACAAUGUGCACUAACACUGCGGCUGAAGGAGGAUUACAAAGACUCUUGGUUGUUGGGACAAGAAAUCGCUCGAUGCGGAUUUUAUGAUCUGAUACGGUGAGCCUGGCUGACGGCAAUGUACACUUUGAGCAGCGUUGGCUAUCGUUCUGGCCUGCUUCGUGAAGCAUACUAUCUUCUGUGUAUCUGUCAAUCAAUCGUCGCAGUGACGCAAUAUAGGCGGCUAGGCCUCAUUUUCACAAACCCCGAAAUCAAACACUGGCAUGUUAUUUUACCG
This is a messenger RNA of Klebsormidium nitens, 1170 nucleotides long. The record is from the annotation of a GenBank genome assembly. NCBI's taxonomy places the organism in Eukaryota, Viridiplantae, Streptophyta, Klebsormidiophyceae, Klebsormidiales, Klebsormidiaceae.